CUACCAAUUGGAAGCAUAAAUUAUAACUGUUACUAGUGUGUUAACUGUGCAUUUAGUAAAGCUAAUAGCUAGAGAAGGACAUGUACCUUUUCGCGUGUAUAUGCGCUCAAAACCUGGGAAAUACGGAAUGAAAGUAUGGUGUUUAUCUUGCGUAGACUGCGAUUACGUAUGUAACUUACAAGUCUACACCGGCAAGAAAGACAAGCAGUCAGAAAAGGGACAAGGAAAGCGAAUAGUCAAUGAUCUCAUUGAGCCAUUCAUAUUUACAGGCCGUGAAGUAACCACGGAUAAUUUCUUCACGUCAACUGAACUAGCUGAAGAAUUGUGGGAAAAAAAUAUAAUGCUCACAGGGACUGUAAGGCACAAUAAAAAAGAAUUGCCUCCUGAAUUCGUUGCCUCCAAAGGAAGAAUGCCUGGUUCAAUAUUGAUUGGAUAUCGAGAACCCUGUGUGUUAACUUCAUAUAUAGAUGGUAAAAAAAAGAAACCUGUGAUCAUUUUAACAAUCAAUAACAAUGUAACAACAACCGAUCAAGAUAAUAAGCCUAACGUUGUUCUGCACUAUAAUGCAACAAAAGGUGCCGUUGAUUCCGGAGACUUCGUCACACGGAAAACUAAUUGUGUGCGGAAAACGAAAGUGUGGACCAAAAAGCUGGCGAUGGAACUUAUCAGUAUAGCUUGCUUAAACUCAUCAUGUCUAUUUCGAUUAAAAUACCCAGAAUUCCAUAGAGGCGACAAACGAUGGAGAAGCCUGUUUUUACAGGAAUUAUGUGAUGAGUUGAUCUACAACAACGUCAAUGAUCGAUUGUUAUGUCAGAGUACAUCCGCAGCACUUAGGAAUGAUCUACAACGUUUUUCAGGCCGUCACUUACGUACCUAUGUAACCAUUAAAUGCACAUAUUGUACGUCAUCUGUUCUUGAUAAUAAUAGGUGUCAUAUUUGUGCUUCAAGAGCUUGUUCGGAUCAUCUAGAUGAAAUAACUGUGUACGUAUGCUACUCAUGCAGCAAGAAGAAAACCAUCAAUAUUUCAUUUACCAAACCAUCCAUUAAACGGCUUCGCUGUCAGAGAUGUUCAAUGGAUAGAAAAACUCAACGAAGAUGCUGCAACAUAUCUGUUACAAAUGUACAGUGGAGAGAAAAUUAAUUGUGUGCAAAUCGUGCAAUCAAUGAAACGAUGCAUCUGAAUUUAAGAACAUUAAGAGUAAUACAAGAUCUUGUAAAACAUAAUUUGCAAAGAUAUAAGUUUUAACCGAAAUAAAAUCAAGUUUCUAUUGAAAAUAAAAAAGUUUUUCAAAUAGUUUCCAACUAUCUCGGUUGCAUUUUUUACAGAUGUUCCAGAUUGUCCGAACUAAUCAAGGUUACAUGGUGCAUUUGAAGCCGAUACUGGUUUAUGUGCGUGAGAGUUUAUAAAAAAUGAGUUUUAUAACUUUUCCGAAUAGUCCACUUUUGAAUGAUCUGAAUUUUACAAUGAGCCUCCAAGUUCCAAUAGCUAGUCUUGAGAGUUCGCAAUAUUGGUUUCGUCCUAGACUAAAGAAAACUAGCAAAAUCUAAAAAUAAAACGCGAUUUCCAUGACGAUUUCAUGAUAAAGCUACUUUUAGGGAUGUUCCGGAUUGUCUCCAGGACUUCGUAGUAGCCUACUAGGCUACCAGGGUCACUAAUAAUAAUACUAGGGUCACACGGUAUGUUCGAUACUGAUACUGUUUUCAGUGCACAAAAAUAACGUGUCUCGUAAAAUAAAGAUGCGGUUUUCUGGGAUGAGUCACGUGAACUGUCUACUUUCCCGGAUGUUCCGGAUCUUCCGGUAAACCCCCAAGUGGCCAUAACUGAUCAUAAAGCGUUCGAAAUAUUAGUUUCGUCCUUGAAUGUAGAAAACUACUGAAAUAAAAAAAAAAAAAACAACGAGAA
This is a messenger RNA of Aedes aegypti (yellow fever mosquito), 1903 nucleotides long. Its product is annotated as piggyBac transposable element-derived protein 1-like. The transcript has 2 exons. Bases 101 to 1141 code for a protein of 346 amino acids. NCBI's taxonomy places the organism in Eukaryota, Metazoa, Arthropoda, Insecta, Diptera, Culicidae. The record is from RefSeq and is a predicted model, not a curated record. Gene Ontology annotation, molecular function: zinc ion binding.